Molecule: messenger RNA, 486 nt
Organism: Yarrowia lipolytica CLIB122
Lineage: Eukaryota; Fungi; Ascomycota; Dipodascomycetes; Dipodascales
Source: RefSeq, a predicted model, not a curated record
AUGCCUAACAACAACAAUAUCCACAAGCCCAAGGUGCUGGGCAAGAAGCCCCGGCAGCACAACAAGAACAAGGGCAACUCGUACGUGCGACGAGACGGCAAGGGUGUCGAGCUCAAGUCUAAGAUGGUGACCAAGAAGCAGGCCAAGAAGAACUCGAGAAACGCCGACUACAUUGUCAGCCGACUGGGCGAGAUUGACGUCGACGCCAUCCAGGCGGUGGGCAGCCGAAAGCGAGCCAACAUCAUUGGCAAGAUUGCCGAGUCCGUGGACGUGAUGACCAACGCUGACGAGGACGAGGACGAGAUGGUGGACGACGCCGAGACCAAGACCCAGCUCAAGCGACGUAUGGCCCGAGAAGAGCUCGACCGAAUCACCUCGACACAGAAUCCCAUCAAGAUGGCUCUUACUGAAGACCCCGAUGCCACAGAGAUUGCUUUUCAGAGCGGCUCCAAGGGCACCACUCUGGGCGCUCCUCUGGCGGUUUGA